AUGGCUUCGGAAACGAGAACGUCGAUCAUGGCUCAUCCGAAAGUGGAUGGGAAGAAAGACGGGCAAGAUGAAAUGGAGAUUGACAACAAUCAACACGUGUCCAAGACGGGAAGCGAUAGCGAUGGGGAAUAUCACGGUUAGAGUUCAAAUGACACAAAUGAUGUACUUAGGGAAAUCUGCUCUUAUCCAGGAAACGCCGUGGUACGGAAAUAAUCGCUGUUUCUGACAUUUUACCAACAGAACCCGGUAUGCGAGUCGGAGAAGAAUACCAAGCCGUCAUUCCCGACCUUGUUUCAGAUAGUAAGUUGCAAAUUAAACCAAUAGGCUCUGUUAUGAUUAAUUAUCUUAGUCCUUUCCUGAAAAUAGGCAUCGGUAAUUAUUUCACCUUGCAGUUUGUGGCGAAUUUCUUACCUUAAGGGUCGAAUAAUUGGCUUACGUACAACGAGCUCGAGUAUUUCAAUUACCGGCCGGCGAGCGACGCGCGCAUAAAUAUCCUACAUUAACUUUCCUUUCAAGCCUCGCUAUGGAAAAUCAUUUUAUAUCGCAGCUGCUUUUAAAAAAUUGUAUUUUAAAUCAAGGCAGGUUUCGUGUCUUUGCGGUUCUUAAAGUUGUAAAUUUCGAGCUUCUUGGCUUUUAUGUUGUGUAACUUUAAAGCCGUUCAUUUUUCCGAUGUCAGUUUCGCUGUCUUAGAAGCCAAGACAUGUCAUACACUUCUAAACGCACUUACAUUUCUGUAGUAGUUCCAAAGUAAGAAUUUUUUGGUGAAAACGCUGAAGUCAAGUUGCAAUUGUUGGUUGACAAUAAGUGGAUGGAAGGGAUGAGAGUUCUGGGAAAAUAUUUUUGAAUGACCUGAUGGGGCCUCUUGGGGGCCAGGCGAAGUGGGGGGGGGGGGCAGGGGGGUGGUUAAGAUGCCUCUGACCUGUCAUUUCAUUGUAACCCAUCUUUGUGUUUUUUGUUGUUAUUUCCUCUGUCUUUUGUCGCUUCUUCAAGGCCGUAAGCCUUGCUGGAAUUCUACCCUAGCAGGACAUCUCUGGUGAUAAUAGUAACGAUAAUGAUUUUAUUAUCAUUUACUUUCAUAUUCAAUUUUAUGAUAAAAAAUCCUCAGUGUAAUGUUAUGAGUAUCUAGAUAACUAGUCUUUGGUCACUUACACUGUGUGAAACACAAGUACCAGUCCUCAAAUUUCAUAUUAGUAACGUAUGAAAGUAGUCCAAAAGGUGCCAAAAUGUAUGUCUGAUGCGUUGGAGGGAAUUCAAAAGCGCGCCCUUAGGAUAAUUCUUCCAAAUGUACAUUAUGAUGAGGCAUUGAUAUUAAGUGGCCUGCCGUUUUUAGAAGACCGUAGGGCUGCUGCUUGCGAAUCAUUUAUACGUAAUUUAAAACUAUCCAACUCUGUGUUUGGCCUUGCCAUGAGUGGAAGGUAACUACCAUUCACUCGUACUCGUUACGAAGCUGCCGGAACUAUAAUAACAAAAUUUGUAAGACAAAAAGAUUGUUAGAAUUUGUAUCUGUGAAGUAUUUAGAUUUUUUGUCAUAAGUUAAAUGUUAAUUAUGUGUAAUUUGCACACAAUCCUGUUAUCCAGCUCUUAGCUGCAAGGGGUUCUGAAUAAACAACUCUAUUCUAUUAUUCAUGGAUCUUUUGUUUCUCUUUUAUUCAGACAAAGAAGAGGCCAAGCAUGACCCAAACCUUCGGCACAAUGCACUUCUUGUUUGGGCACCUGUAGAGGAAAUCCCAAAUUCAAAAUGU
Porites evermanni is the source of this 1742-nucleotide messenger RNA. The record is from the annotation of a GenBank genome assembly. Lineage: Eukaryota; Metazoa; Cnidaria; Anthozoa; Scleractinia; Poritidae.